AUGAUGCAAAGUAUAUACCAAACACUUCGUCCCAAAGACGCAUCUGGACAGCCAGCAAAAGUCCCCCUGCCCGCAGCCUUCUACCAGAACCACGCCUGGCGGCUUCACUAUCACGACCAGCUCGCCAAACACACCCAGUUCCACGACGAGUACAUCUACGCAUUCACCUGGGAGGACGCCCGGCAAGACCAUGCUCUACUCAACCUGCGCGCAGACGACGUUAUCCUCGCAAUCACCAGCGCCGGCGACAACAUCCUUUCGUACGCCACGAAGAGCCCAGCCAGCAUCCACGCCGUCGACCUCAAUCCCGGGCAGAACCACCUCCUCGAGCUCAAGCUGGCUUGCUACACUGCACUGCCAUACGAAGACUUCUGGCCGCUCUUCGGGGAAGGAAAGCAUCCCGGGUUCCGCCACUUGCUGCUCAACCACCUCUCGCCGCAUCUCUCCCGCCGUUCAUUCCAGUACUGGCGCGAGCGCGUCGAUGUCUUUGAACGCCCAAGCAGUCGAGGGCUCUACGACACAGGGGGAUCGCGCCACGCUCUCCGUGUCCUCCGCUGGACUGCCCGUCUUCUCCGCUGUCGCACUGGGAUCCGCCAGUUUCUUGCUUCUGGGAGUCUCCCCGAGCAGGUUCACGCAUGGAAAGCCCUACUCUGCCCAGCCCUGCUCUCCCCGCUCCUCUGUAAGCUGGUCGUCAGCCAGGAAUCCUUUCUCUGGAAGGCACUCGGCGUUCCCAAAAGCCAACUUGCCAUGAUUGAGGCCGACCACAGCGCCAGAGCCAGAGCAAAUUCCCGUGGCCAGGGUCGCUGGCAAGCCGUCUGGCGCUACAUGGUCGAUACCCUCGACCCGGUAGCCCAGCAGACACAUAUCGCAAGUGACAACCCGUACUACUACGUCUGCCUAGCCGGGCAGUUCAGCCAGACGUGCCAUCCAGAGUAUCUCUCGGCAGAAGCCCACGCCCUGCUCUCGCAGCCAGGCGCCCUGGACAAUCUCCACCUCCACACGGAUGAGAUCGCCGAGGUACUAACGCGGAUCACGCCAGCGAGUCUGACAGUUGCGGUGUUUAUGGAUAGCAUGGACUGGUUUGAUCCGGGAGCUGACAGUGCCACUGCGCAGGUCACCCUGCUCAAUCGUGCGAUGAAGAUUGGGGGCCAAAUACUGCGUACAUUCAAAUUCCACGAAAUUGCAGCGCCAGGCCAGCACACGCCAAACGACGCGCCGGCUGACGCAGAAGACAACGGCGAGCCAGGGAAUGGAGAGCAGCCCCCUGCCCGCAAGAAAACAUGGCGCUUUUGGGCCGUCUUCCCAGCGCUCUGCGUAACGACCUUCCUGGCGGCCCUGGACACGUCCAUCCUGUCGACGGCGCUGCCCACGAUCGCCCUUGACCUCCAGGCCGGUGAGCUGUACAUGUGGAUCACCAACGCGUAUAUCCUGUCGUCGACAGUGGUCCUCCCUCUCUUCGGGCAGACGGCCAACAUCUUCGGCCGCCGCUGGAUGAUGAUCAGUUCCGUGGUCGUCUUUGCCAUCGGCAGCGGCAUGGCCGGCGGCGCCAAUAAUACCAGCGCCAUCAUCGCCGGACGCGCUAUCCAGGGCAUUGGCGGCGGCGGCAUCAAUGUUCUCGUUGAUACUGUUAUCUGCGACCUCGUCCCCCUCCGCCAGCGAGGGCAGUACGUCGCCCUGAUGGCCUCUGUCUGGGCUGUCGGCACUACCAUCGGGCCAGUUCUCGGCGGUGCCUUCGCCCAACACGUCUCCUGGCGCUGGGUCUUUUAUAUUAAUCUCCCUCUGUGUGCUGUCUCUCUUAUCCUGCUUAUCCUCUUUCUCCGCGUUACCCACCCCCCUAGACCCCCCAACACCUCCAUUUGGAUGCAGUUUACUCGCGUUGACCUCCUCGGAAACACCAUUCUUACCACUGCUGUCGUUGCCAUCCUGCUCGCCCUUACCUGGGGUGGAAGCGCCUACCCCUGGUCCUCCUGGCGCGUGCUCGUCCCUUUUCUCCUCGGCCUCGCCGGCCUCGCCCUCUUUCUCGCCCACCAGGCUUCGCGCCUCUGCCCUGAACCUUCUAUCCCCUUGAAGGUCUUUAAAAGCUCCACCGCUAUAUGCGCCCUCUGGAUUGCCUUUCUCCAGAACCUCCUUCUCUACUGGAUUGGCUACUUCCUUCCAGUCUAUUUCCAGGCCCUCCGCAACCUCUCCGCGACAUCCUCCGGCCUCGCUGUGCUGCCUAUCACCGGCGCAAUCGCCCCAUCCGGUAUAGUAACAGGCAUCCUGCUUGCAAAGACAGGAAAAUACCGCCCCUUCCACUUCCUCGGUGCAAUCGGCACAACUGUCGGCGUUGGUCUCUUCUCCCUGCUCGACGACAAGUCUCCUGCCCGCGAGUGGGCCGGAUUCCAGGUCCUGUAUGGUAUCGGCUCCGGCAUGAUUUUUUCAUCCACCCUCCCGCCCAUCCAGGCCGUUCUUCCCGAGUCUGACGUCGCGGUAGCUACUGGGACAUGGGCAUUUAUGCGUAGCUUCGGCUGUAUCUGGGGAAUCGCAAUCCCGACGUCGAUUUUCAACACGCGCAUUCAGGCCGGGUUGAGCCGCGUCAGUGACCCCGUGAUAAGGGGGAUGCUAGGCGGCGGGGGUGCCUAUGCAGUUGCGAGUGAAGGCCUGGUACGCAGUUUGGCGGAUCGGCCGGUGCUCCAGGGGGAAGUACUGGGGCUGUACAAGGAUGGGCUGCGGUGGGUGUAG
Molecule: messenger RNA, 2721 nt
Organism: Aspergillus puulaauensis
Lineage: Eukaryota; Fungi; Ascomycota; Eurotiomycetes; Eurotiales; Aspergillaceae
Exons: 2
Coding region: 1-2721 (906 amino acids)
Biological process (GO): transmembrane transport
Molecular function (GO): transmembrane transporter activity
Source: RefSeq, a predicted model, not a curated record